AUGGAGCUGCAAGACGCUGAAGCAGACGUUGUUCACCCCGAAGUUCGAGCGCAUAUCAACAGUCUCGUCUCUGCGCUCGGCGGUGCUAGCACGGAUGACGAUGGCCAAUAUCAACUCGGCGACGAUGCACUCGAAGUUCUGCGCGAUCUGAAGCGCUGGCUUCGCUUUUACGACGAGAAGACGAACCGCAUGGACGUGGCGCGAUGCAUUCACCAGGCGAAUCUCAUCGAGGGCGAUAUCCUGCCAAUUCUAAAGAUGUGGCCGGAAAACGAAGCGAACAACAGCAAAUUCCGGUCGCGAAUAGCUCUGGCCUGCUUCGAGCUUAUGGUGCCGCUGACCUGGCCGAUGGACUGGGAUAAGGAACGCAUGACUGUGAACCAUCACAGGCAUAUUCCUGUCCUGGAGCUGGCGCAGGUGCAAUACAAGCGAGCCAUCAUCAACUUUGACAGUGCUCGAAUUCUUCAUGCUGCUGUCAGGGUAGCGCUGCCAGCCCUGGCCCUUCCCAUGGGCGACAGAACCACACGGGACCAAGGCAUCAUCAAGCUCGCUUUGUUCUUCUUGCGCAACAUGGCGUCGAUUGCCCCGCCGCCCAACGUCAAGUACGAAGGAGACGAGUCCCAGAUCUCCCGUUCGGCCACGAUUGAUGCUUUUUCGUACCAGGAUGUAUUCCACCUUCUGCUCACCUUGGCAUCAAACAUGGGCGGAGACUUCAGAACCGAGGACACAACUGUCAUGGAGAUUAUAUUUCACCUGGUCAAGAGAGUCGAUGCUGAGAAGCUCUUCAUGAAUGAAGGCCAAUUUCACAAGGCCAAGGCCGGCGAACUGUCCGCAAUGAUGAAGAAGGAGUCAGCAAUGCUGAGGUCGCAUAAUCUCAAAGGCCCUACCAGGCAUAAUAGAUUCGGCACCAUGAUAUGGGUCAAGCGUGAUGGCAACAAAAUGUCGGCCUUGUCUGGUCAGGAUGCGCUCGCCGACGCCACCAUUCGAAACCAAAAGAUGGACGACAACAAGACCUUUAAACCGCCUCGUAGGGCUAGGAAAGAGAACAAGGAUGACAGGGAACUUGGUCCUCCGGCCAAGCUGAAUGCUCGUGCCAAUGACCAGCUACGCAAGUUUGUGCAGGAUUUCUUGGACUCUGGCUUCAACCCUCUGUUCCAACACACUCGCAAGACCAUCGAUCGAGAGGCACCGCACCUGCUAGCAUAUCACCGGCGGCAGUUUUUCUAUCUAGUGGCUUGGUUUCUCGAAGCAGAGCGCAUCCGACGAAAGGCCAAGAUGCCGGCACCUCAGCCCUCCGACAAGGACGUCAACAGCUUCCACCUGGUUGCAGGAGUUUUGAAUCAGGAAAUGUUCGUCACCCUGACCCGUGCGCUCCACGAGUCGUACGAUAUGAAGGAUUGGGCCGAACUGACGUCGGUGAUGCGAUGUUUGACACAGAUCCUUCUGACUGUGCAGGAGAUGGCUGCCUCUGGAAACGAAGAUGACCAAGAAAUCGCCGAAAACGCGCUGAGCCGACUCUUCUACGAGGAGACCACGCACGACAUCGUUGCCAACAUCAUCCGGACUUACAAUGGCCAAGGCUUCGACUAUUUGGAUGCUGCGACCGAGCUUGUCCAUCACUUCCUUCGUAUCCUAGAGCUGUAUUCAAAUCGGAAUGCGGACAUGCAAGUCCGCUCGAGGAAGAGAAGCAAGAAGAGGCACGCGCCUGACGCCGGAAGCGGUGGGGAGGAGCAGGACGACGCUGACGUGGACAAUUCUGCCGCCGAAGAGGAAGCUGCGGAGCGGAUUUCCAAGGAGCGGAAGUUUGACUUUCACAGAUUUUGCUCCCGUUUCACGCCCCAGGGUGUCGUGGACUCUUUCACGAGGUUUACCAAGCACUAUCGAGACUUGACGGAUUCGCAGCUCAAGCGCGCCCAUCGUUACUUUUACCGGCUGGCUUUCAAGCAGCAGAUGAGCGUGAUGCUGUUUCGAGUCGACAUCAUCCACCUGCUGUACAACAUGAUCCAGGGGCCAGAUCAUCUCGACAAGUCCGCCAGCAUGUACAGGGAUUGGGAGGAGCUCGUGAAGCAGAUUCUGCGAAAAUGCUGCAAAAAGCUGCAAGAGCGUCCCGAGCUCAUAAUCGAACUCCUCUUCAGCAAAAUGCAGGGCACCGCAUUCUUCCUGGAAUACGGAUACGAGAAGCAGACUGUGAGCAAGAGCCAGCCCAAACCCGGGGCCGAGCUGGAGUUUAAGCACACGGAGGAGCGUGACGAGCAAAUUGCGAUUGCUGUGGGCGCCUUGUUGGACAAGAAUGCCGGCGCUCAUAUUGACUGGGUGAGGAAAACGUUGUCUGAUGCAGAAUAUGAACGCAGUGCCUGGUUGGCAGCCGAAAACGCCAGGCACGAUGCCCCAGAGCUAUUUGGCGAUGAGCCAAGAGUGGACGGGGAGCCCAAGACCCAUCCGGUAUUUUCUGUCCGGCCGGACAAUGCCGAACGACAAACUGCCAUUUUCAAAAACUCGUAUCUCCGACUCCUGAUGAAGCUCGCUGGCAUGCGUCUGAUGGGACCUGCAUCCGAAGAGACUCCAGAGAGCGCUUGGAUUAUCCCAGAGGACGUCUCCCCUGCCCAGCUCAAAGACACCAUCCACUUCAUCAAUCAAGCCGAGUUCAGCCCGCCCACAUUCGAGAACGGGCUGCUCGCCGAGAACCAGCUGAAGCGCAAGACGGCCCCGAGAAUCAAAGCCGCCUUUGACGACGACCAGGACGACGACGCCGACGGGUUCCUCGACGACGACGCCCUCUUCCCCGCUGGCGGACCUACGGCGCGCAGACUCGCCGACGGCAGGAAACCGCCCAACAGGUCGCGCAAGCGGCGCAAGGGCAACGACGCAGAAGACGCGGACACGGACGACGCGGCGCUCCUCAACGACAGGGCCGAGAAGCGGCAGCUCAAAGAACUGGAGAAGGCGCGCCGCAUCAAAUCCGCCCUGUACGUCCGCGACGGCGACGACGAGUUCGACUCGGACGAGGACGAGGCGUUCUUUGCUCGGGAGCGCGAAAUAGCCGCCCGGGCCAAAAGAGCAGCCGAGACGUCUUUCGCGCAGCCUCUCGUGGGAUCUAGGAACGGAAAAUCCAGCGCCUUGCUCGACGAGAGCGACGCCGACGACGCUGACGGCAUGAAUGCGGAUGGAAGGGGAGGGAUGGGCAGCAGUCGGGAAGAAGAUGCGGACGAUGACGAAGCUGACGUCGAGCCAGUGGAUUCGGGCGGCGGCGGGUCCAGGAAGAGAAGGAGGACGAGCAUGGAAGAUGAUGAAGGUGACGAUGCAGAUGUGGACAUGGAUGCACGCGGGCCCCGGACAACCAAGGCAGGCGAAACAGAAGCUGUGGUAGCGAGACGGCCCCGAGUCAGGGGCGGAUUUGUUCUAGAUAGUGACGAGGAGUAG
This is a messenger RNA of Ustilaginoidea virens, 3417 nucleotides long. RefSeq lists its product as uncharacterized. The coding region runs from base 1 to 3417 and encodes 1138 amino acids. Gene Ontology annotation, cellular component: replication fork protection complex. The transcript has 3 exons. The record is from RefSeq and is a predicted model, not a curated record. Gene Ontology annotation, molecular function: DNA binding. NCBI's taxonomy places the organism in Eukaryota, Fungi, Ascomycota, Sordariomycetes, Hypocreales, Clavicipitaceae. Gene Ontology annotation, biological process: DNA repair; DNA replication checkpoint signaling; replication fork arrest.